GCGUCUUCAGCAGAAUCUGCAGGCCAGGCAGGCCAGGUAAGCAAAACCAAGGCAUCACCUGAAAUGGCUUCUGCUUCUGUUCCAACGGCAUUACCUCCGAGCUCUGUCACCCAUAACAAGCCUUCAUCCGAAGCCUUCUUCAGGCCAUUACCCCUUAGACAACAGAAGAGGACCCUCUUUACAAAGCCUCUCUCAAAAUCCAAGGUUCAAAUUAAUGCAUCCUUGAAGGAGAAGGCAGUGACCGGACUCACAGCAGCUUCCUUCACAGCCUCUAUGGUGAUUCCGGAGGUGGCUCACGCUGCUGGAUCCGAUUUCUCCCCAUCACUCAAGAACUUUCUACUCAGCAUCUUUGCUGGUGGGGUUCUGCUAGGAGCCAUAUUUGGAGCCGUUAUUGGAGUUUCCAACUUUGAUCCUGUUAAGAGAGCUUAAAGUAUGCUCCCAAUGCUUUUAGUUUAUCUGUACUUUUCAUCGUUCUCGCUUCCUGUUUCAUGCAACUGGUUCUGCUAUGUGCUUACUAUAUCCCAGCUACACUUUAUAUUCUCCUUGUGCUUCUGAAGUUUAUAACAUAUAAUUGCCGAAUUGCGUUUGAAGUUUGAA
This is a messenger RNA of Cajanus cajan (pigeon pea), 597 nucleotides long. RefSeq lists its product as uncharacterized. Gene Ontology annotation, biological process: photosynthesis. The record is from RefSeq and is a predicted model, not a curated record. Gene Ontology annotation, cellular component: membrane; photosystem II. Lineage: Eukaryota; Viridiplantae; Streptophyta; Magnoliopsida; Fabales; Fabaceae.